This is a messenger RNA of Pelobates fuscus (common spadefoot toad), 2257 nucleotides long. RefSeq names its product general transcription factor IIF subunit 1 (gene GTF2F1). The coding region runs from base 123 to 1706 and encodes 527 amino acids. The transcript has 14 exons. Gene Ontology annotation, biological process: positive regulation of transcription elongation by RNA polymerase II; transcription initiation at RNA polymerase II promoter. Gene Ontology annotation, molecular function: RNA polymerase II general transcription initiation factor activity; TFIIF-class transcription factor complex binding; DNA binding. The record is from RefSeq and is a predicted model, not a curated record. NCBI's taxonomy places the organism in Eukaryota, Metazoa, Chordata, Amphibia, Anura, Pelobatidae. Gene Ontology annotation, cellular component: transcription factor TFIIF complex; nucleus.
CUAGCGGAUGUCUUUACCUACGUCACUUCCGCCGUGAGUUGUUAACCCGGAUAUAGAAGGUUCGCAGCCCGGAAGUAGCGGUGAAGCCGGGCAGUGCAUGUCGGAUCUUCACUGCUGAAAUCAUGACAUCUCUGGGAGCCAGCAGUCAGUCCGGCAGUGGUCAGUCUGUCACAGAGUAUGUGGUCCGUGUCCCCCGGAAUCCAAGCAAGCGAUAUAACCUCAUGGGAUUUAAUGCUGCAGACAAAGUGGAUUUCUCCUCAUGGAAUCAGGCUCGCAUGGAACGUGACCUGAGUGCCAAGAAGAUGUUUCAGGAUGAAGAUCUUCCAGAGUCUGGAGCAGGGAGUGAAUUUAACCGGAAGCAGAGGGAAGAGGCUCGAAGGAAGAAGUAUGGUAUCAUUCUGAAGGAGUUCAAGAAUGAGGACCAACCGUGGACUCUGCGAGUGAAUGGCAAAGCAGGGCGAAAGUUCAGAGGAGUGAAGAAGGGUGGAGUGACCGAGAAUGCCUCUUACUUCAUCUUUACUCAGUGUCCUGACGGAGCCUUUGAAGCAUUUCCUGUUUCCAACUGGUACAACUUCACACCAGUGGCCAAGCAUCGAACUCUCACUGCUGAGGAGGCCGAGCAAGAAUGGGAGAGACGUAAUAAGAUCCUUAAUCACUUCACCAUUAUGCAACAACGUCGUCUGAAAGACCAAGGAGGAGACGACGAUGAAGAAGAGGGUGCAGGCAAGCAGGAAAAGGGAGGAAAGAACAAGAAAAAGAAGAAAAAGAAUGACCUCAAAAUCCAUGACCUAGAGGAUGACCUGGAUCUGAGCUCUAGCGAGAGUGAGGAGAGUGGUGAAGAUGGUGAACGCCGGCCAAAGCCACAGAAAAAGUCUUCUGCCCAAACAAAGAAAAAGAAGAAGAAACAUUCAGAUACUGAGGCUCUAGAGGACAGCGAUGAUGGCGACUUUGAGGGCCAAGAAGUGGACUAUAUGUCUGAUGACGAGAGCAGCUCGGAUGAGCAACUUCCUGGGAAACCCACACCUGCCAAGGAGGAGGAUUUGCCUAAAGGGAUAGAUGAGGGGAGUGAGUCCAGUGAGGAAAGCGAGGAGGAGAAGGUUGAGGAAGAGGAGGAAGAAGAGAAGAAAGCAGCAACCCCUCAAGAAAAGAAGAAAAAGAGAGACAGCAGUGACGAGUCGGACACAUCCGAAGACAGUGAUAUAGAGGGAGAAGCAUCGUCUGCACUUUUCAUGCAGAAAAAGAAGACCCCUCCAAAAAAAGAUCGUAAGGGAGGCUCCAACAACAGCUCCCGUGGCAACAGUCGACCUGGGACUCCAUCUCCUGACUCGGGAAACACAUCAAACACGUUAAGAGCAGCAGCCAACAAACUGGAACAGGGUAAACGAGGGGCUGUCUCUCACUCUCCAGCAGCUAAACGGCUGAAGAUGGAUCCAGGUCCCCAAAACACAUCUGGGAAAUCCACUCCACAACCUCAGUCUGGAAAAUCCACUCCGAGCAGCGGUGAUAUCCAGCUGACAGAAGAGGCUGUGCGUCGCUACCUGACCCGCAAGCCCAUGACAACAAAAGACCUCUUGAAGAAGUUUCAGACCAAGAAGACUGGCUUGAGCAGCGAGCAGACUGUGAAUGUCCUUGCACAGAUCCUGAAGAGACUGAACCCAGACCGCAAGAUUGUGCACGAGAAGAUGCACUUUUACCUCAAAGAGUGAUCUACCUAUCAGCUUUCUACACCACCACACAUAUAACACACUAGCUGCUCCUUGCACUGCCAUAGUUAUUGUGUCACAUGAAACACGUGUGGUACCUUGGUAGGAGACUUAGGUCUGCUUGGGUGUAACAAAGCAGCACUUGGCAGUGAUGAACCUGGACUGUUGCGCACAGUGGCAAAAAAAAGCAGGGGUCAAACCGUGCUCCAGUAGUGAAAUGUGUGUUAAGUAGGGGGGGUGCGUGUGUUGGCGGUUUGGGGGGAGAGUGUCGCUGAGUGAUUGAAUGUGUGCACCAGGCAGUGGGGAUGAAUGUCCGGUCUGUGUGAUUUUGUAGGGGUGACUUGCAGUGAAGAGAGGGGGUCUAUCCGUACGAGCUGCUGUAUUACAGGUGUGUGUGGCGGGUAGUUUGACUGGUAUCAGUAGCUGUACUGAGAACUUGGAGUGGUUGGCAGUGCCAAUGUGACAUGGAUGAAACAUAGUGGCUGUGUUUUGUUUUGUUUUUUUAUUUCAAUUUGUACUGUUUCAUACAGACUGUAAUAAAUAUAUAUGUAUAU